UGAAAAUGUCUCUUCGAAAGAAUAAGUUUUCACGUUGUUCCAAAAAGAGAAAAAGUGUUGCUACAAAAGAAGAACUGGCUUCAAGUUGUUUUCGGUGGAUCAACCAACGUCUUUAUACAUCCUCUUCUGAAGAAGCUCGUGAACUAUUUCAAAAGGACCCCCUUUUGUUUCAAGUCUACCACAAUGGCUAUGGAAAGCAAAUGGAAACCUGGCCACAAAAACCUUUGGAGUUUUGUCAGUCUUGGUUGAAACAAUACUGUAAAGAAAACAAAAGUUUUGUUAUAGCAGACUUUGGUUGUGGAAACCAAGCUCAACUGGAAGAUAAGCUGAACCGUCCUAACAUCAGGUUUCAUUCCUUUGACUUGGUGAAGACGGAAGAUCCUCGAGUCAUUCCGUGUAACGUUAUCAACGUACCAUUGAAUAACAAAAGUGUAGAUGUUGUCGUCUGCUGUUUAUCUUUAAUGGGAACAGACUAUGCUAAGAUUAUACAAGAAGCUCACCGAAUAUUGAAAAAAUCAGGUGUUUUGAUUAUUGCAGAAGUUACCAGUCGCUUACAAGGUAUACUGGAUAUCUUUUGUCGUCGAAUAGCCCAGAUAGGUUUUCAAGAGUGCUUAAGAAAUACUAGCAACUCGUUUUUUGUUUUUCUAGUAUUUCAAAAGUCAACAAAAGAACAUAAGCAACCAACGACUAUCACCACCAACCAUAAUGACAACACAAUACUACCACAACUAAAACCUUGCUUGUAUAAAAAAAGAUAACACUAUCUAGUAUGAGGAAUCAUAAAUGCCCUAUCUAUGUG
Galdieria sulphuraria is the source of this 799-nucleotide messenger RNA. Its product is annotated as methyltransferase. The record is from RefSeq and is a predicted model, not a curated record. The transcript has a single exon. Gene Ontology annotation, cellular component: nucleolus. Lineage: Eukaryota; Rhodophyta; Bangiophyceae; Galdieriales; Galdieriaceae. Bases 6 to 758 code for a protein of 250 amino acids. Gene Ontology annotation, molecular function: methyltransferase activity.